Molecule: messenger RNA, 957 nt
Organism: Prunus armeniaca (apricot)
Lineage: Eukaryota; Viridiplantae; Streptophyta; Magnoliopsida; Rosales; Rosaceae
Source: the annotation of a GenBank genome assembly
AUGGCUCCAACUAAGCCUGGAAAGACAGACGAGCCAGAGACGGACUUUGAACGUCUUGUUCAGAUGAUGGAAAACAUAUCAAAGCAAGUGGUAGAUUCGGACACUAGAUCCAAACUCGUGGAACGUCGCCUUGCAGACUUAGAAGCAGCUAACCAACAUGAUGAAGCAAGUGUGAAUGGAGAAGAGAGGAAUCAUGAUCGACAACGUUAUGAUAGAAGGAAUGAUCGAGACGCAGAGAGGCACAAUUUUCAUCGUGGCUAUGAGCAAGACCCUGAUGAAACGGUGAUGAGAUCAGUGAAAGUUGACACUCCUAAUUUUGAUGGUGAGCUAAAUCCUAAAGCACUCCUCGACUGGUUAGCUACCAUGGAUUGCUACUUUGAGUGGCAUGACAUGUCUGAAGCUCGAAGGGUGAGAUUUGCUAAGAUAAAAUUGGUGGGUCAAGCUAGAUUGUUUUGGACCAAUGUUGAAACACAGCUAAAGGGAGCUGGUGAAGAACCAAUCAUCCAUUGGGGUGAGAUAAAAGAAAGGUGGAAGCAGAAAUAUCUACCAUUAUCCUAUCAACAGAGUUUGUUGGACGAGUGGCAAACUCUUCGUCAAGAUGACAUGCCAGUUGCUGAAUAUAUUGCAAAAUUUGAGGAAUUCAUGUUGCGAUGUGACAUAAGGGAAGAUCGAAGGAUGACUAUUUCUCAGUUUAGAUCAGGACUUCGUCCAGAGCUUCAAAGGGAAUUAAUUCCUCAUACUAUGAAAACUUUAGAGAGGGUUUUUCAGAUGGUACAAGAAUUAGAGAAGUAUUUAAAGUCGUCCAAUGUAGUCAAGCAAACUGAUUCUCAAAUAUCUGAUUGUCAUGUUGGCACAUCUGUGACUCCAAGUUCUACGACUCCAACAUCUACGACUAAUUUAGUAAAAACUGCCAAGGGAAAAGGAGUGCUAGUUGAUACACAGAUGCCAAGGUUUUGA